CACAGAGACAAAAGUACCACCACAAAUAGAAACUAGUGUAGGCUUCAGUUGGAUGCUUCAAGAGAUUCCAGACAUUUCUAAAUUGGUUAUAUGAACGUGACUGGUCUUAAAUAAAUAUCUUGGAAGUUGUUCGUUCUGGAUAUGUCUCCUUCACUUCAUUUCGAUACUGUGUACACGAAUUGUCACUCCAUACACCAACAAGUCCUUCUGUCACUUCCUUCUCUCUUACAGUUAUUUUAGUGGAUUCCAUCAUUUUGGAUUAUAGUCGUUAUUAAUCAAAAGAUUUUCUGUUGAAAAACUGAUAUAAUACUUCAUUGGCCAUAAGUGCAAAGCAAUUCGAUUGCAUAUUGCUUUUUUUUGUCAUUGAAACCGGUUCAUUGAUCGUUAGUAUCUGUAGAUAUUUUCGAAGUUUAUUCACUUUUCUUUGAUUCAUUAUGUUGUCCGAAGACGCCGCCCUGGACUUACUUCGCCGCUUAAAUCCCAAGGACAUUUCUAAAAAUUUAGAUGCCAUUCUAGCUGUAGCUCCCGAUUUGGCUGAUGUCCUUCUCUCUUCUGUGGAUCAACCCUUGCAAAUAGGUACUUGCUCUGAGUCUGGUAACCAAUAUCUACUUUGCGACUUCAAUCGUGAUGGCGAUUCCUAUCGUUCUCCUUGGACGAAUAAAUAUGACCCUCCUUUAGAGGAUGGCCUCGUUUCCAGUGAUCGUGUGAGAAAGUUAGAGUUGGCACUCAAUGAAGCUAUGCGUGUAUAUUUAGAUUUGUACUAUGAAGGUGGUGUUAGCAGUGUAUAUCUUUGGGACCAAGACGAUUCCUACGCUGGCGCUGUACUUAUUAAAAAAGCCUCAAGCUCUGGUACCUGCGGUUGGGAUUCUAUCCAUGUCUUUGAGUGCUUACCCACUUCAGAAACGGACGUUUUUGACUAUCGUUUAACUAGCACUAUAAUACUUUACCUCGGAUCUUCUGACAGAAGUUCGUCCCUUGUUUCUGGAGCAUUAAAUCUUUCUGGCCAUUUAACUCGCCAAACUUCUCAGCGUAUGCCUGCAAGUGAACAGGACAGCGAAGUCGGAAACAUUGGACGUCUAGUUGAGGAGAUGGAAACUCGAAUGCGUAACUUCCUUCAAGAGGUUUAUUUUGAUAAAACCAGAGACAUCAUCAAUCAAACUCGCUCUAUCCAACCCAUUUCUGAAAACCCAGACAAAACGGCUCUUCGUUCUGUUUUGAACAAUCUUUCCAAUUAAUUGUCUUUUAAUUUACUUUUAUCCUUUUUUUGCUCUCUCUCUCUCUCUUUCUAUAAGACCGUUCGCUAGCUCUUUUUACACUUACUUUUACACAAUUAGUUGACUAAGUCUUAUUUGAUGAAAAUAAUCGUCAUAUGAUGAAAGUAUAAACACGACAAAAAUCAACAUUAAUAAAC
This is a messenger RNA of Schizosaccharomyces cryophilus OY26, 1411 nucleotides long. Its product is annotated as F-actin capping protein beta subunit. The transcript is spliced from 3 exons. Gene Ontology annotation, biological process: barbed-end actin filament capping; cell morphogenesis; actin cytoskeleton organization. Gene Ontology annotation, cellular component: cytoplasm; actin cortical patch; F-actin capping protein complex. Gene Ontology annotation, molecular function: actin filament binding. The record is from RefSeq and is a predicted model, not a curated record. Bases 435 to 1235 code for a protein of 266 amino acids. NCBI's taxonomy places the organism in Eukaryota, Fungi, Ascomycota, Schizosaccharomycetes, Schizosaccharomycetales, Schizosaccharomycetaceae.